AUGAUUGAGGCUGUUGAUAGGAUAUUAGUAGUUGAUACUCCUAUUGUGAGUGACACCUCUAUACAAAAAGAGAAUCUUAUAAGCAUAUUUCCUUCCUCUGGAUCUAGUUUGAACCAACAUGGAGAAAUCAAUUUUGUCAUAGAGACGUGUGAUCAAUACCUACACUUACACAAGUCUUAUAUUUAUAUGGAAUGUGAACUAUUGAAAUCAGAUGACACUGCAUUGGCUGAAACAGAUGAGGUCUCGUUGACUAAUAAUGCACCAAUGUUUUUGUUUGAUAGAUCAACUUAUAGCAUGGAUGGAAUGCAAGUUGAAAGUAUAAUGGAUCCUGGUAGAGCUAGUCUGAUGAAGGGGCUUUUAACAUAUAGUAGCACCAUGAAUAAGCAAAACACUUUUGGACAGUUGGAAUGUUAUAAUAUACCUAAUGGAAACAGAGAAUUCACAUGGAAAUUGGGAACAAAAUAUGACAAAAUAAAGUAUAUAGUGGUUGCUUUGCAGAGCAAUAGAGAUAACAAUUACCUGAAUGCAGAGCGAUAUCCUCAUGACUGUUUAAAGUUUGACUUUGACAAGUUUAAUGCUGUUCAGCAAUACAAUUUUGCUAAAGAGUUUAGAAACAGUUACUAUGAAUCAACAAAAGAUUACAUUUUCAUGGAAGAAGAUGUAUACUAUUACUAUUACCCAUUGUUGGUGUUCGAUGUAUCUAAACAAAAUGAUAGAAUUAUCCAAUCAAGACCUGACGUUACAAUAAAAGCAUCCUUUUCAAAGAGUAUUGUACAAAACACAAAAUGUUAUUGUUUGAUUAUGAGUGAAAAUAUUGUUGAAAUUAAAGAUAAUCGCGUUAAAGUUGUUAGUGUUUAG
This is a messenger RNA of Caenorhabditis briggsae, 858 nucleotides long. The transcript is spliced from 3 exons. Bases 1 to 858 code for a protein of 285 amino acids. The record is from RefSeq and is a predicted model, not a curated record. Lineage: Eukaryota; Metazoa; Nematoda; Chromadorea; Rhabditida; Rhabditidae.